GGGAACCACUAUCGAGCGUGCGCCGUAAGCGUAUUUUUAAGUGCACGCGAAGGCGCCAUGGCUGCUGCAGUCGUCUGCUGAAGUCUGAGUCUGCUGCCGGCGUCGUAACCGGCCCAUGACGGCCACCGUAACGUAUAACAUCACACUCGUGGCUGCACUAGGAGCCGUUUCGUGUGGCCGAUCGGUAACCGGCCGUACCUGAGAAGAUUUGCCAUGGAUGUCGUAUUUGUUGUCGCAGUGUUGACGUCUGCUGCCAGAUUAGGCUUAUGUAGGAGAGACGGUGGUUUACUCCUCGAACCACUCCCAAUUCAAGAUAGCGAGCCAUCGACCACGCCAAUGUUUUUGGAAGAGCCACAAGAUACUUAUGCCCUCCGAAAUCGUGCUGCAAGAUUAUGGUGCAAAGCUCGUCAUGCCCUCCAUGUUUAUUAUCUCUGCAACGGUAAAGAAAUGCAUCACGCAAAUGAACAGCAAUACGUCGAUCCCAUGACAGGAAUAUCACAAGUAGAAGUCAGCCUUGACAUCAGUAGAGAUGAAGUGGACGAGUAUUUCGAUUUGUACACGUGUUUCUGUCAUGCUUGGUCUUCUACCGGUAAAAUUAAGAGCAGAAAAGCCAUCGUUAGAGCUUCCUACUUGAAAAAGAUCUUCAUCAAUCAGCCUUUGAGUACCAGCGUUGAGAUUGAUGGUCAAAUUUCUCUCCAGUGUUUACCACCCGACGGUGUACCGACUCCAGAAGUGUUCUGGCUUAAGAACGGGGAGCAGAUCGACACGUACAAAGAUCCUAAUUUUAUUAUUUCCAACGAAGGAAAUCUGUUAAUUAGUCAAGUGCGUUUAUCAGAUAUGGGUAAUUACACUUGCGGUGCGAGAAACUUGGCCAAUCAAAGACUCAGCGAAACUGCCGUUUUGACCGUGUACGUUAAUGGAGAAUGGUCAUCGUGGAGCCCUUGGAACGAGUGCAGUGUUAGAUGCGGUCGUGGAAUUCAAACGAGACAUCGACUCUGCACCAAUCCUGCCCCAUUAAAUGGAGGAGAACAGUGCCUAGGUGAUGCCACACAAAGGAUCGACUGCACCAAUUUGUGCCCUCCUGAAGACGGUCAAUGGACGAGUUGGUCCUCUUGGUCUACUUGUAGUCCUGAUUGUAGACAUCACAAACGUCGUUCUUGUACUAAUCCUCCCCCUUCCAACGGUGGUCGGUAUUGUCCGGGCAAAGAUUUGGCUACCGCCAACUGCACAAAUGGAAUGUGUAGAGUUGGAAGAAUGAAUGACAGCCCUUUAAUAUAUGGAAGAACGGAGGAAGCUUCUCCUUCUCAACCCGACGUCGAUAUAUCCCUGUACGUUGGUUUAUUUGUUGCCAUUGCUGUAUUUAUCAUCGUACUCAUCAUGAUCAUUUUGCUGGUCAGAAAAAUUAAAGGUCACGAUUCUUCCAUAUAUAGUGUGCCUGUUACAGUUCAGCCAGAUUUAACUCAAAGCACUAGACAAAAUUGCCAUAACAACAAUGGAAAUUCUACAAAAUCUGUCCUCGGCAGAAUAGAAAAUGGAAGUCCAUUAGUUCCACUUUUUUAUCCAGCUCCAAUUUAUCCUUCCGGUGAUAUCUGCUGCAAAAGACAGAAUUGUGAACCUCUACUAGAAUCUCAACCGCCAGAGAUCAUUAACUUUAGUAAUAAGUCUAGUUCUGUAGAUUCCCCAAUGUUGUUAGGCUCUCAACAUAGUUCGACGUACGAUUCAAUAGCGCCAUCGGUUAGAAACUCGGUCAUGUCGCAGUUGCCAUCUUGUUUGGAAACAGAAUGUGUUUCAUGGAGUCAUAUCUCAAAAUGUGGUGGACGAAUUGAGUUGCCUUCGUCUGGUAUAACGUUAACUGUACCAGAAGGUGCUAUUAAGAAUAUUUCAGGAGAAGAUAUAUAUAUAGCUAUAUUAAGGGAUGAUAAAGACAGACCUAAACUGCCAGAUAAAUCAACAGUGUUGAGUCCGGUCAUUCAAUGUGGACCACCUGAUUUACAGUUUAAUAAACCUGUUAUUCUUAGUUUUCAACAUUGUGCUUUAAACCAUGAAAACUAUUUAUUUAAUGUAUAUAAAAGUGACAGUAGCCCAGAAGAGGAGAGUCCAAUUUGGCAGAAUUUAGUUACUGUAGGUCGAGAGACGAUCAACACCAACUUGUACUGCCAGUUGGAUUUGAAGCAGUGCCAUAUAAUAAUAGACAAUCUGGCUCGUUAUGUCCUGGUCGGUGAAUCAAAAUCUGGCUGUAAAGCCACAAAAUCGUUAACUCUAGCAGCCUUCGCACCUUAUCUUCAUUCAUCCGUUGAUUACAGUCUACGCUUGUAUUGUAUAGAAGCAACACAAGCUGCCUUAGAAGGUGUAGUCCAGAUAGAACAAAAAAUUGGUGGUAAACUCUUAGACCGUCCAAAGACAAUGCUGUUCCACGAUGGAGGUGCUAAUCUCUGUUUUUGCUUAGAAGAUAUUGGUCCCGGAUGGAAGUGUAAACCAGGAUCGAAUUAUCAGGAAAUCCCGUUUCUUCACGUAUGGAGUGGACAUCAGAAUAAUCUCCAUUGCUCGUUCACUUUAGAGCAUAUUGACCGAUCCAUUCAAAUGAUCGGUUGUAAUGUUCUUGUUUAUCAAAGAGGAACGCAAGCUCAUCGGCAGCUGUUGAGGAUUAACACAGAUUUGAAAGAGAAAAUACCGUCUAAUCCUGGAAGUGUUCAGUCAAUAGUCACGUCGAUCGGAUCUAAUACUCAAGUAAAAUUAGAUGCACCCUCAGAAGGAUUCAGGUUGAGUUCCGCCGUCAGGAAACAGUUGUGUAUCUGCUUAGAUCCUCCCAAUAGUAGAGGAAACGAUUGGAGGAGACUGGCGAAAGAAUUGGGGGUCGAUAGGUACAUUAACUACUUCGCUACAAAGAAAAGCCCCACUGAUCAAAUAUUGGAUCUUUGGGAAGCGAGGAACAGAGAUGCAGUUGCUUUAACAGACUUGUUGAACAUUCUUAGAGUGAUGGGAAGGUGCGAUGCGGCUUCUGCUGUAGAAAAACAUGUUGGUUCCUGGCUGUGAGAAACUAUUUAUUCUAACAUCGCUAUCCAGUCAAGAAGAAAACAAUAACACAAUGAGGCUGCAUUGAACUUUGUGAUAUAAUUAAUAAAUUUAAAAAAUCAGGAAGAUAAUCAAGUCACAAAGCGAUAAUGUUCAAGUUUAUGGAAAAUGGCCAUCAGAUUUUAAAAUUAAUCCUCAAAAUCUCCAAUUUUUUCGAAUUGUUAUACUGUAUAAAGGAGGGAGAGAGAAAACAGAAAAAAAAGGUCGUAACUAGUUAUAAAAAAGAUGAAAAACAAAUAUGUUUUUUAUAUAACUACUCUUUCAAAGUACAAAAGAAAUGUAUAGUCGAUUGUUUAAGUGUAAUUAGGCUUUUUCACUUUAGCGAUAUCACCAAUCGUACACAAGAGUAGAAUAGUAAGUUUUGCGUAAUUCACCCCUUAAACAUUAUAUUGAAAUAUGCUUUUUAUGUUAAUUUAAUGUGUAUGACUUAUUGAAAAAAAUGUUUACAACUCUUCAUAAAUGCAACCAGAAAUUUGUAAAUAAGUGUAAACUAUUUAACAAUGUUAAAACUGCAGCAGGAGAGAAGAAAAAUUUAAAUUAUUUUCCAACGAACGAGUAGAAUUAACACAAAGAAAAAUGCCGUAAAUGUUCUUAUUUGUUUGUUUUACGGAUUCUGUUAUUGUUAUCUUCCAUUGUUUGCUCUUUCACUUUUUAUGCAGUGUUCAACAAUUGUUUGCAGAUAAUUUAAGAAAUAAUAACAAUAGUAUGUUUAUAGUACAAAAUACAGGGGGAAAAUACUUUAUCAAAAGGUGCAAUAUCAGACUCGAAAAUGAUGAUGAUAAAAUUAAAAAAUUAAUAAAUAUGUUUAAAAACAAACAUAUUUAUUAAUUUUUAAAAUUUUUCCCUUAUUUUAAACCUUGUUAAUAGGACAUAAAAACUAUAUUCAUCUGUUAAUAACCAUUAUAUGUAUACAUUUGUUGUCUGAUGUUAAAAAAACAAAAAACUGUUAUUGCAUAACGAGAAAUGCACUAUUUGUAUCAUUUUAAAAGUGAAAAAACAAUGUUUUCCAUGUGUUAAUUAACACUAAAGUCUUGCAUCUUUGUUGCAAAUACCAAGGAGAAGAGAGGGGGGAAAAAACAAAAUUGUAAAUAAUUUUUCUAGAUUUUUUCAAAUUGUAGAAUAUGCAAUAUUGCCGAAAAGUCUUCCGGCAGAUGCAAUCGCUCGUUUGAUUACACUGCUCAUCACUUGUACCAAAACAAAACUCUAGAACCUCAGCGAGAACGUAUUGUUACUUUUGUACAGUAUAUAUUGUUGUAUAUUGUUUCAUUUAGAGUAAUAUAAAGAGCUAUACACAAUU
This is a messenger RNA of Centruroides sculpturatus (bark scorpion), 4369 nucleotides long. RefSeq names its product netrin receptor UNC5C-like. Bases 214 to 3033 code for a protein of 939 amino acids. The record is from RefSeq and is a predicted model, not a curated record. Gene Ontology annotation, cellular component: membrane. Gene Ontology annotation, biological process: netrin-activated signaling pathway; motor neuron axon guidance. The transcript is spliced from 17 exons. NCBI's taxonomy places the organism in Eukaryota, Metazoa, Arthropoda, Arachnida, Scorpiones, Buthidae. Gene Ontology annotation, molecular function: netrin receptor activity; protein binding.